AUGAAUAAGGCCUUGAUUAAACCGAAUAGGCUACAGUUGCCUCCUCUUCCAACCAUAAAAGAUAUUAUUAAAUUGUAUAAGCUACGAGCUCUCAAACAGCUGUCCCAAAACUUCCUGUUGGACAUGAGAUUGACCGACAAGAUUGUACGAGCAGCCGGCAACAUUCGACUUGGAGAGGUGAUGGAGGUUGGGCCAGGACCAGGGGGAAUCACAAGAUCAAUCAUUGCUCGGAAUCCUGACAAAAUUAUUUUAAUUGAGAAAGACCCUCGUUUUUUACCACCACUUCAGAUGUUGGCGGAGGCAAGUCCAAUGCCUAUGAAGGUUUACCAAGGAGACAUAUUAACAUUCAACAUGGAGAAGAUGUUUAGCACUGAGCUGCAGAGAGAGUGGAGUGAACGGUCACCAAACAUCCACCUCAUCGGAAACCUCCCGUUCAGCGUGUCUACUCGACUCAUCAUAUUGUGGCUCCGAGAUAUUAGCGAGAGGAGGAACGCCUGGAAGUACGGACGAGUGCCGAUGACACUGACUUUCCAGAAGGAGGUGGCAGAGAGGAUCGUGGCUCCCAUCUUGAGUCCUCGGAGAUGCAGACUCAGUGUCAUGUGUCAGAACUGGUGCUACGUACAGCACAAGUUUGACAUACCAGGUUCAGCGUUUCUACCUAAGCCAGAUGUGGACGUCGGAGUGGUGCAUCUUGUCCCACUGGAGGAACCGGUCAUCAAUCUGCCAUUCCCUCUUGUGGAGAAGGUUGUAAGAGGCAUAUUCUCAUUCCGUCAGAAGCACUGCAUCAAAUGCCUGCAGACACUGUUUCCGAAAGGUACACAUGAGCGAUUGAUGCCAGAGAUGUUCGAGAAAGCAGAAAUCAGCCCAAAAACUCGGCCUUACCAGUUGACGGUCCCAGAGAUCGGACGGCUUUGUCACAUCUACCAUGAGAUAAUUCAGAGGGAACCUACGUUAGCCAGGUACAACAACCGUCAACCUAAGUCUAUGCUGGAAGACGAGGAAACUGACCUUGAAGAUUCAGACGAGGAAACUCACAAUCUAUAGUUUAGUGUACAGUACAUAUUGUUUAGUUAUGUCUUCAAAUAUAUUUGUUUGUUGGA
Macrosteles quadrilineatus (aster leafhopper) is the source of this 1100-nucleotide messenger RNA. RefSeq names its product dimethyladenosine transferase 1, mitochondrial (gene mtTFB1). The record is from RefSeq and is a predicted model, not a curated record. The transcript has 5 exons. Gene Ontology annotation, biological process: transcription initiation at mitochondrial promoter; rRNA methylation. Lineage: Eukaryota; Metazoa; Arthropoda; Insecta; Hemiptera; Cicadellidae. Gene Ontology annotation, cellular component: mitochondrial matrix. Gene Ontology annotation, molecular function: rRNA (adenine-N6,N6-)-dimethyltransferase activity; mitochondrial transcription factor activity. Bases 1 to 1044 code for a protein of 347 amino acids.